AUUCCGGAGCCCUCACAGACAAGAUCAGUACUUAAACGGGCUGAUGCAACGAGUCCAGCCAGUCCCAACACCUACAUCCGAUUCAUAACUACAACGCCGCCCCAUUAUUACUGCGGACUUUGGACGCACAACAGCGUCCAAACACAGUUGCAUCAUUGACAGAAGACGACUGACAAGUUUUCUCUGACGGCGGUGGCGGCCGGGUCGGACAUGAUGCCGGGACAGAUACCUGACCCUUCGCUGGCGGCAGGCUCCCUGCCCAGUCUGGGCCCGCUGGCGGGCAUCUCGGCCACCACUCUCACUGAUCAACUGAAGCUGGCUGACUUCCGUCAGCUGGGCACCAUGCUGUCCCCACUGCAUUUCCUGGGGAGGCUGGGGAAGAGACCGCUGGCCAUUAAGACAGAGAUGGAUGAAGAUGAGGAAAGGAGGAAACGGAGACGAGAGAAAAACAAAGUAGCAGCGGCGCGAUGCCGAAACAAAAAGAAGGAACGGACCGACUUCCUUCAAAGGGAAUCGGAGCGUCUGGAGAUGGUGAACUCCGAGCUCAAGGCCCAGAUUGAGGAGCUCCGUAUGGAGAGGCAGCAGCUAAUGGUGAUGCUCAAUCUCCACCGGCCCACCUGCAUCGUGAGGACUGACAGCGUCAAAACGCCAGAGAGCGAGGCCAACCCACUGCUGGAGCAGCUGUCCGCUGACGACAAGUGAAACCAGGAAAUCAGGGACAGGAAGUCCCUGAAUCCCAGACUAACACCACCGUGGCAGCCAUUAAAAUGAAAACAUAACUGGCAAUACAUUUCUAAACAAGCACUUGAGCUCCAAGCUGAAGACUUUUGGAGACUCUGCCCAAAGAGCUGAGGUUGUAUGGCUUCCUUAGUACUGCUACACGAGCUGGCUCUGUCCAUUGGAAGACUGGAGAUACCCAGUUUCAUCUCUGCAUUAAGUGUUGUUGUUGACACCCACUGUGCCUAGUUGUUACUUCAACCAUCUCUACGUAAAGGGACCAAUGGAAUCAGUAGAGUACGACUGGAAACAACGCUGAGGAAACACACUAAUAUCAAUAUGGUGCUCUGUUACAACAGCCCUGAGUAGAAUGUGUGGCAUUGAUUUGAUGCAGAGGCCCACAAAGGCUUAAUGUUCUGCAGUUUUCCUUUGUAUUCUAGCUGAAAUAUACAGGUGUAGAGUUUUUAGUAUACAAUACUCGAUACAAGUACACCAGACAGAGUAGAGGUUUUUUUUUUUUUUUUUGGUUUGUUUUAAUGUUGAUUUCUAUAAACUGCCUCGACAAUGGCAGUUACCGGUUGAUCCGAUUUGUGGUGACGCUGGCGUCAUGAAAAGCACAUAUACACAAAUGUUUACACCCUUGUUUUUUUUUGGACUUGUUGACUGUCCAUUGUUGUACUUGUUUUAUACUGCUUUGUAUUCAUGAACAUAUAUGAAAUGCUUGUUAAUCACUUGAUGUGAUUUGUCUUUUCGAUCUUUCCAGUCUGUGUCUGUCAUGUUGCGCUGUCAAACAGCUGUGAAAACAAGCAGAAAUCUUAUCAGCUGAGCAGUAUUUCAGUGUCUCUUCUGGACCUGUAUUUGCUAUGUAUGACUCUGGUACCCUGAAUAGAUUAAAUUUUAUUUUCUAACUACAA
Scatophagus argus is the source of this 1631-nucleotide messenger RNA. Its product is annotated as jun dimerization protein 2-like. The record is from RefSeq and is a predicted model, not a curated record. Gene Ontology annotation, cellular component: nucleus. NCBI's taxonomy places the organism in Eukaryota, Metazoa, Chordata, Actinopteri, Scatophagidae. Gene Ontology annotation, biological process: regulation of transcription by RNA polymerase II. Bases 211 to 702 code for a protein of 163 amino acids. The transcript has 5 exons. Gene Ontology annotation, molecular function: RNA polymerase II cis-regulatory region sequence-specific DNA binding; DNA-binding transcription factor activity, RNA polymerase II-specific.